Messenger RNA from Fusarium mangiferae, 1650 nucleotides. Its product is annotated as putative alpha-glucoside transport protein. Bases 1 to 1650 code for a protein of 549 amino acids. The record is from RefSeq and is a predicted model, not a curated record. NCBI's taxonomy places the organism in Eukaryota, Fungi, Ascomycota, Sordariomycetes, Hypocreales, Nectriaceae. The transcript has 4 exons. Gene Ontology annotation, molecular function: carbohydrate:proton symporter activity. Gene Ontology annotation, biological process: carbohydrate transport; transmembrane transport. Gene Ontology annotation, cellular component: membrane.
AUGGUAGCCGAAAAGCACUCCGGGGAGAUUCAGCCCCAUGUUGAGAGCACCGACGCUGGUCUUGAUCAUCUCAAGAAUGUAGACCUUCACGACAAAGCCCUCGCCAACGAGGCUCUUGAGGCCACGGCCGAUGAGCAUAGCUUUACUGUUUGGCAGGGCUUCAAGACUUACAAACGCGCUGCUUUUUGGUCCAUCCUCAUCUCGACUACUGUCAUCAUGGAGGGCUACGAUGUUACCCUCCUCGGUUCCUUCUACGGCUACCCACGAUUCCGAGAGAAGUACGGCGAAUAUCUCGAUGAGAAGAACGGACAUCAGAUCUCAGCCAAUUGGCAGCAGCGUUUCAAUUGUCUCGGCGCCCUCGCCAACAUCAUCGGUGCUCUUCUGAAUGGUUGGGCUACUUCGCGAUGGGGACACCGCAAGGUUCUCAUCAGUGGUCUCUUCUGGCUCUCAGCCUUCAUCUUUGUCGUCUUCUUCGCCCCUAACAUCGAGGUCCUUCUCGUCGGUCAAUUCCUCUGCAACAUUCCUUGGGGAAUCUUCGCUACAACUGGUCCAGCCUACGCUGCUGAGGUCACCCCACUUGCUAUUCGAGGAUAUCUCACUGCCUAUGUCAACCUGUGCUGGUGUAUUGGACAGUUCAUCUCAGCUGGUGUACUAAAAGGUCUCGUUGACAAUCCUACUCCGUGGAGCUACCGAAUUCCCUUUGCGAUCCAAUGGGUGUGGCCUAUUCCUCUCGCCAUCGCAGCGUACAUGGCCCCCGAGUCGCCCUGGCAUCUUGUCCGAACGAACCAGCUCGAGAAGGCCAAAGUAUCCCUCGAGCGACUGUCCGAACCGGAACACAACAUCAACUACGAGAAUGCCGUUGCUCUUAUGGUCCACACAAACAAGCUUGAGAUUGAGGAGCGUUCUGGAACUUCUUACUGGGACUGCUUCCGAGGUAGUAACCUUCGACGAACCGAGAUCGCUUGCAUGGGUUUCCUCUCACAGAUCACCAACGGCGGUGCCCUUUGCUACAGUGGAUCUUUCUUCUUCCAACAGACUGGUAUUGGUCCCUCUGCCUCUUACGGUAUUGCUCUUGGCGGAACUGGCAUUGCCUUUAUUGGUACCAUCAUCUCGUGGUUCUACAUCUACAAGUUCGGUCGACGAACAAUCUGGCUCUCUGGCUUCUCAUUCCUUGUCGUGCUUCUCUGGCUUAUCGGCUUCCUGGCGCUGCCCAAGCAGACUCUGUCCUUGGCUUGGGCGCAAUCGAUCCUCUGCGUUGUGUGGUUGGGAGCAUACUCCAUGUCUGUCGGUCCCAUCAUCUACACCAUCGUUGCUGAGGUUGGUUCGACUCGUCUGCGUACACAGACAAUUGUGUUGGCUCGUUCGACAUACUACGUUGGUAACAUCAUUUGCGGAGGUCUCAUCCAGCCCGAGAUGUUGUCUCCAGGAUCAUGGAACCUCAAGGGCAAAACGGCCUUCUUCUGGGCCGGUCUUGCCACUCUCACUCUAACUUGGGGCUAUUUCCGUAUGUUCGAAACAAAGGACCGUACCUUUGGUGAAAUGGACUACAUGUUCCAGAAGGGUAUCCCGGCACGCAAGUCUGCCAAGUACCAGAUUAAUGAGGACGAGGUCUUUAUGGCUCACGAGAAGCCUGAAGCUGAGAAGCACUAA